AUGGCCACCGCCGCCGUCCCCAACGGUCAUGCCACAGCCUCCUCCAUUGCGGCCGAAGAGCGCAGACGGCUUCACCACCAUGGCGACGUCGUGAUCGUUGGCGCAGGAAUCCUGGGGUGUGCCCUCGCUGUCACACUAGGAAGACAAGGACGGAGUGUCAUCCUACUGGAAGCGUCCAUGAAAGAACCCGAUCGCAUCGUGGGUGAACUGUUACAACCGGGCGGUGUCCAGGCCCUCGAACAGCUCGGUCUUCGGGACUGUCUGGAGGGCAUUGAUGCCAUUCCGGCGGAGGGUUACUACGUUUCCUACCUCGGAGAGCCUGUGGUCAUCCCCUACCCCAAACCCUCGCCGUCCUCGCCGGCACCGGAGGGUCGCUCCUUUCACCACGGACGGUUCGUGAUGAAGCUGCGGGAGGCGGUUCUGGCUUGCCCCAACGUUACGGUCGUGGAGACUAAGGCCACCGACCUGGUCACUGACCCGCACACUAAGCAGGUUCUUGGUGUGGAGUGCGUGACCAAGGAGACCCAGGAUUGUUACUUUGGUCAUCUCACGGUAGUCGCCGACGGCUAUGCCUCCAAGUUUCGGAAACAGUAUCACCACCGCGCCCCCAAGGUACGGUCCAGGUUCUGGGGCCUGGAGCUGAUAGACACCAAACUGCCUGUUCGCCACUAUGGACAUGUCUUAUUGAGUGAUACACCACCGAUCCUCCUCUACCAGAUCGGAACGCACGAGACUCGGAUUCUCGUCGAUAUCCCGGAGAACCUCCCCUCCGCCUCGGUGAAGAGCGGUGGCGUCAAAAAUCACCUUCACAAGGUGACUCUUCCUUCCCUCCCUGAAUCUGUCCAGCCCGCUUUCCUCGCAGCCCUGGAAAAGGGCCAGCUGAGGUCCAUGCCGAAUUCCUACCUCCCAGCUGCGCAGAACCAGACUCCGGGGCUGGUCAUACUAGGGGAUGCGUUGAACAUGCGUCAUCCGUUAACCGGCGGAGGCAUGACAGUCGCUUUCAGCGACGUGGUAAUUUUGCGCGAACUAUUGAGUCCCGAAAAUGUCCCCAGUUUCGAGGACACCGACCGAGUCCUACGUCAGCUGUCGUCUUUCCACUGGCAAAGGAAGAAGGGCUCCUCGGUCAUCAACAUCCUGGCCCAGGCUCUCUACUCUCUUUUCGCCGCCGACGGUGAGUGGUUUCCAUCCGCUCCAAUUUCCCUGAACUCCCCAUUUGCUGACAAGUCCCCCCUCUCGCCACAGAUGAACACCUCCGAGCUCUACAACGGGGCUGUUUCCGUUACUUCCAAAUGGGAAGGAUUGAAGGCCCCGUCAGUCUUCUAG
Molecule: messenger RNA, 1323 nt
Organism: Aspergillus affinis
Lineage: Eukaryota; Fungi; Ascomycota; Eurotiomycetes; Eurotiales; Aspergillaceae
Gene: erg1
Product: squalene monooxygenase erg1
Exons: 1
Coding region: 1-1323 (440 amino acids)
Biological process (GO): ergosterol biosynthetic process
Cellular component (GO): membrane; endoplasmic reticulum
Molecular function (GO): FAD binding; squalene monooxygenase activity
Source: RefSeq, a predicted model, not a curated record